Molecule: messenger RNA, 294 nt
Organism: Dissoconium aciculare CBS 342.82
Lineage: Eukaryota; Fungi; Ascomycota; Dothideomycetes; Mycosphaerellales; Dissoconiaceae
Product: ribosomal protein S25
Exons: 3
Coding region: 1-294 (97 amino acids)
Cellular component (GO): cytosolic small ribosomal subunit
Molecular function (GO): structural constituent of ribosome
Source: RefSeq, a predicted model, not a curated record
AUGGCGCCCGCAGCAACUGGAGCCAAGAAGCAGAAGAAGAAGUGGUCCAAGGGCAAGGUCAAGGACAAGGCCCAGCACGCUGUCAUCCUCGACAAGGCCAUCAACGACAAGCUCCAGAAGGAUGUCCAGUCCUACCGUCUGGUCACAGUCGCCGUCCUGGUCGACAGACUGAAGAUCAACGGCUCAUUAGCACGGAGGGCUCUCGCGGAUCUGGAGGAGCGGGGUGUGAUCAAGCAAGUCAUUUCGCACAGCGCUUGCAAGGUGUACACUCGCGAAAUCGGUGGCGCCGAGUAG